Messenger RNA from Penicillium griseofulvum, 2823 nucleotides. RefSeq names its product ubiquitin-protein ligase peroxin 12 (gene pex12). Lineage: Eukaryota; Fungi; Ascomycota; Eurotiomycetes; Eurotiales; Aspergillaceae. The transcript is spliced from 12 exons. Gene Ontology annotation, biological process: hydrogen peroxide catabolic process; response to hydrogen peroxide. Bases 1 to 2823 code for a protein of 940 amino acids. Gene Ontology annotation, cellular component: peroxisome; mitochondrion; cytoplasm. Gene Ontology annotation, molecular function: catalase activity; heme binding. The record is from RefSeq and is a predicted model, not a curated record.
AUGGAGUACCUUCCUAGUCUUCAACAGGAGUUCGAUGAGCACAAGCCGUCGCUCUUCGAACUCCUCGCUGAGCAACAACUCUCUGAUCUUCUCCCUCCAUCUUUGCGUUAUCUUCUUGCUGUCGCAACACACCGCCACCCGCGCUACCUCCUCCGGAUCCUCAAUUCAUACGACGAAGUCUACGCCCUCCUCUCAUUAAUUGUCGAACGUUACUACCUGCGAACAUUCGGCGGCUCCUUUACAGAAAAUUUCUAUUCCCUGAAACGUGAGCGCGUUCUCCGCACCAAGAAUGGCGAGAUCCCGCGCGCCCAGGUCGGCGCUGCAGGCCCCGUCCGCGAGGCCCUAAAGCUGCAUUCGACGGACAUCUGGAAGAAUUUGUUCGUCAUGGUUGGCAUCCCUUAUAUAAAACGCAGAUUAGAUGAAGGAUACGACAUCCAUGCCGCGCCACAUGCCUCCCUGGUCUCCAGCGGCGGCCCACGAUAUAACCCCAGCGACGACCUGCCGGCCAACCCGUCGCUGCGCCAGCGACUCUUCUUCUACUACAAGUGGUUUUUGCGCAAUGUCUAUCCAUCCGUGAAUGCGGCAUACUAUAUCUCCAUCCUGGCGUUUAACCUCGCCUAUCUCUUCGACAACACAAAGUACUCCUCCCCAUUCCUGUGGCUUAUCGGCACGCGCAUCCGCCGCCUCGGCGCCGCAGACCACCGAGCCAUUGCCGCAGUUCUAGAUCCCAAACCUGGCCCUAGCACCGGGCGAUCUGGGCGACCCGGAAGAGGUCUGCUAGGCCUCCUUAGUCCCCAGAACCUUCAUACUCAGCUCCUGGGCUCGCUGCGCUACUUCCUUCCUGCGUCGAUCUUCGCCCUCAAGUUCCUAGAAUGGUGGCAUGCAAGUGACUUCUCUCGCCAGCUUGCUCGUAAGGCAACUGAAGUUCUUGAUCUGCCCGCCCCCGUUGUGGCAGGCUUGACUUCUCCCGCGGAACGACGGAAAUCGUCAAUCCAAGACGAGAAAGAAAAGGCCAAGAAACAGGCCGAGCAGGAGAAGAAGAGUGGUGCCGGUGAUCUUAAACCAGCACUCAAGUCUCCUCGUCGCCACCAACCCCCCAUCUCCGCGACUUCCUACCUUCCCAUUUACACCGUGUCUUUGCCUCCGGCUGACCCCUCAAGCGCCAACACUUGCCCUGUUUGUAUGGGUGCACUCGUCAAUCCGACUGCUUGCCAGACGGGGUAUGUGUUCUGUUAUGUGUGCAUUUUCCACUGGCUGAAUGGUGAGCACCAGCGCCAACUGGAUUUCAUGGCCGGUGAGGGUGCCGGCGCACCAUGGGAAGAGGAGAUCACAGGUGAUGAUGAUGAGACGAAAAAGAAUUCUAGUGGCGAAGACUCUGAAGAAGGCCCUCGCAAACGAUCUGGCUGUCCUUUUGCAAGCAACAGAACGGUUGUUACGAUGCGCGAUAGACAGGGCGGCGGACUCGGGUUGCUUCAAGAUACUCAGCUGAUUGAGACCUUAGCUCAUUUCUCUCGCGAGAGAAUUCCGGAGCGAGUCGUUCAUGCCAAAGCUGUUGGAUAUGGCGAGUUCGAAGCUACCCGCGAUUGCUCCGACUUUACCUGCGCCAGCUUUCUCAACAGGACCGGAAAGAAAACAUCGGUGCUUCAGCGUGUGUCGACAGUCGGGGCCGAGUCUGGAUCUGCUGAUACCACUCGCGAUGUGCAUGGAUGGUCAAUGAAACUCUACACAGACGAGGGAAACCUCGACUGGGUUUUCAACAACACGCCUGUCUUUUUCAUUCGUGACCCGAUCAAAUUUCCGUCAAUGAACCGAUCCCACAAGCGUCACCCUCAAACCCAUCUUCCUGACGCAAAUAUGUUCUGGGAUUUCCACGUCGGUAACCCUGAAGGCAUACACCAACUUAUGAUCCUGUUCAGCGACAGAGGUACUCCAAAAUCGGUUCGCUACAUGAAUUCAUACAGUGGGAAUACAUACAAGUUCACCAAAACGGAUGGCUCGUUUAAAUAUGCCAAAAUCCACGUUAAAACGCAGCAAGGAAUACAAAAUUUUACCAGUGAAGAAGCUACCAAGAUCGUCGGAGAGAACCCUGACUAUAUGAUUCAGGACAUGGUUGAGGCCAUCGAGAGAGGCGACUAUCCUGUUUGGAAUGUCUACGUCCAGCUGAUGAGCCCUGAACAGGCCGAGAAAUACGAAACAAAUAUCUUCGAUAUGACCAAGCCGCGAAACUAUUUCGCAGAUAUUGAACAAGCUGCGUUUUCGCCAUCGACGAUGGUUCCGGGAUUCGCUGCGUCGGCCGAUCCAGUGCUACAAGCACGACUCUUCGCAUACCCUGACGCGGCCCGCUACCGACUCGGGGUAAAUUACCAGCAACUCCCAACCAACGCUGCCAAGGCCCAAGUCUACUCUCCUUUCCAGAGGGACGGAAAGAUGCGAUUGGAUGACAACUAUGGCGGGGACCCUAGCUAUGUUGGCUCCUCAAUCAAGCCCACUAGGUUCUACCAAGACGUGAAAGGGUCAAAACUUAGAGCAUUGUUCUUACACACCGAUCAUGAAAAAUGGGUGGGAGAGGUUUUGGCCUACACUAGCGAGAUUACUGACGCAGACUUUGUCCAACCUGCAGCGUUGUGGGAGAUUAUUGGCCGGGAGCCUGGUCACCAGGAUAGGCUUAUUGACAAUCUUGUAUCCAGCGUUAAGGGUGUUAAGUACACCGAAUUGCGCAAGGCUGUCUAUAGCCUUUUUAGUCGUGUCAACAAGGACCUCGGGUUGAGGUUGCAAGAACGAACCGAAGCAGCGCUCAAGGCCGCGUGUGAUCGACCUGUCUAG